This is a messenger RNA of Diversispora eburnea, 1242 nucleotides long. The record is from the annotation of a GenBank genome assembly. Lineage: Eukaryota; Fungi; Glomeromycota; Glomeromycetes; Diversisporales; Diversisporaceae.
AUGCUGUUGGAUCAAUUGAAAGCGGUUCUCGAAAUACGUAUAAAACGAGAUCUCGAUCGCAAACUAGUGGUAGCUUCUCCAAAUACUGUUGACUUUUCCUCAAACGAUUUUUUAGGCCUUUCUCGAAAUUCUUUAUUUCAUAAAAAGUAUAUAGACCAAUUAUCGAAAUUUCAACGACCACUAGGCUCGACUGGUUCACGUUUAUUAGAUGGAAAUUCUGAAUUUGCAGAAACAUUAGACAUAUUUUUGUCUCAAUUUCAUAAUGCUGAAACUGCAUUGACCUUUACUUCAGGGUUUGAUGCAAAUGUUGGGUUUUUCAGUUGUGUUCCACAACCAGGUGAUGCUAUAAUUUUUGACGAAUUCAUACAUGCGAGUGUACAUGAUGGUCUAAAGGUUUCAAGAGCUGCAUUGAUUACUGGAUUUAAACAUAAUGAUAUUGAACAUCUUAAAGAAACUUUAAUUAAAACUGUCGAAAAAGUCGGUCCAGAAAAGAAUAUAUUGGUUGCAGUAGAAAGUUUAUAUUCUAUGGAUGGAGAUUUUGCUCCACUUCGAGAAAUUGUUGAAGUUCUGAAACCUUAUAAUGCAUAUUUGUUUGUCGAUGAGGCCCAUGCAACUGGAGUAUAUGGAGAUCAAGGUAGAGGAAUUGUUUGUGAAUUGGGUUUAGAACGACAAGUUUUUGCGCGUCUUCAUACUUUUGGAAAAGCUUUAGCGGCAAUACUUGGACCAAAGGUUUUAAGAUCGUAUUUAAUCAAUUAUGCGAGACCAUUAAUAUUCUCGACUUUUUUACCGUACAAUAGCCUUCUAGCUAUCAAAUGUUCAUAUGAGAUUAUGUCUGGAGAAAUUGGGGAUCAACUUAGAAAAAAUUUAAUGAAAUUAAUUCUUAAAUUUCGUUCUAGCAUCAAUUUACCAUCAGAUGUAUUAUUACCUUCUACCAGCGCAAUUCAAGGAAUUAUUGUUCCAGGCAACGAAAAUGCUGUAAAAUUAAGUCGCACAAUUCAAAAGGCAGGUUAUAAUGUGAAACCUAUAAGAUCGCCUACUGUACCAUUAGGUAAAGAACGUUUAAGAAUCUGUAUUCAUGCUGAUAAUACUGAAGAAGAAAUUCAAGGAUUAGUGAAUGAAAUUGAAAAUUAUUUUAAAUCCAAUGGAAAUAUAACAUAUUACAAGGAAAAUAUUAAAAAUGAUAAUAAUUCAUUUUCAGAAAAAUCAACGAAACAUAUAUUUAGGCAUAAUUCAAAGUUGUAA